Arachis ipaensis is the source of this 1173-nucleotide messenger RNA. The record is from RefSeq and is a predicted model, not a curated record. NCBI's taxonomy places the organism in Eukaryota, Viridiplantae, Streptophyta, Magnoliopsida, Fabales, Fabaceae.
GUGUAAAAUUUUUCUUAUCUGAGAUAGUUGUUUCACUAAAAUUUCUCAAGUGUAAUAGAUUUUCUUUUAUAAUCGAUUAUGAUAAGCUCAAUUUAAUGUUUCGAUGAAUAAAAAGUGAUUUUGUGAUAAUAUGUUUUGUUUAGAUUGUAUAAAAGAAAAAUUGCUUUUGUAUAAUAAAUUACUAGAAAGUUUAUAUAAGACCAAUUUUUUACAGUAUAUCAGUCAAUAGUCAAUGCUUAGUGUACAUUUCGUAACUGUAAAAAUAAUUAGCUUUAGUUAUUACAAAUAAGAGAAUAAUUUUAAUACAUUCUCGUUAUAAGAAGAUUUUAUUAUGUAAUCGAUUAUAUCACUUACUUUUGUUGAUAUGUUAAUAUAUAAUUAAAUAUCAUUGUAAUAGGUAGCUUUUAUAAGUCAUGUGUAACUUUCCCCUAUAGGUAGCUUUUGGGGUUAAGUUUAUUCCGUAAUAUGGUAUCAAAGUAUGUUUAAUUGUUGUUAUUGCCUUAUUGGUCUACCCUUUAUAUGUCUAGUCAAUCAAAUUUCAUGCUCCAGGUCAUUAGUCCCACCUUGCCUAGAGAUAAGGACUAGAUAGACUUAAGUCUUGGCCAACCCUCCCUUAGAGUUUGCUUUUAGGUCUGGGGCUCAAAGUGGAACGAAAGAGCAUACUUCAGCACAAGAAAAGUAAAACUCGACCACGAGUGUCUUUCCAUGGCUGUCCUUGUACAGGAAGUGAUAAAUGCGGACUAUGCUUUUGUCAUCCACACAACCAAUCCGUCCUCUGGAGACACAUCAGAAAUAUAUACUGAGGUGGUAAAGGGGCUCGGAGAAACACUCGUCGGAGCUUAUCCCGGACGUGCUUUGAGUUUUAUAAGCAAAAAACAUGAUUUGAACUCCCCUCAGAUCUUGGGAUAUCCUAGCAAACCUGUUGGCCUGUUCAUUAGACGGUCAAUUAUUUUUCGAUAUGAUUCCAAUGGUGAAGACCUAGAAGGUUAUGCUGGAGCUGGCCUUUACGACAGAUGCUCUGUACUGGUUAUGCAAAGGGGGAAGGCCUUCUAUGACUUCCAGUUCAACAACACAAUCCCCAAGCCUUAUGUACGAUCCAAGAGAAGGAAGUUUGACACGGCUAGAGAAAGGAGGAACAACAAAGGACUUGGGGUUUAAGUGGUAUUGUUUUUG